AUGUAUAGUACAACGAAAACAAGGAUCUCCCCUCGGGAUCAAAGCGACCCGAAUCAACCGAAACUUUCCCGAGACUUUCCACGCAAAGUUUCCCGCGCCCAAGGCCGCCUCGGACCCGAAUCGCGUACAUCGUACUCUAUCAGCAGUAAUCACCCCGUGCCCAGAUUCAUCUCCAGAGGAAACACCUUCAAAGUCGUCACCGGCGAUACGGUUGUUUUGCCCUGCGAAAUACAGAAUUUGGCCGGGACAAUAAUAAAAUUCGGGAGAAGCCGCAGGAAAAGGGUGGUGGCUGAACAACCGUUCUAG
This is a messenger RNA of Phyllotreta striolata, 306 nucleotides long. The record is from the annotation of a GenBank genome assembly. Lineage: Eukaryota; Metazoa; Arthropoda; Insecta; Coleoptera; Chrysomelidae.